Calliphora vicina (urban bluebottle blowfly) is the source of this 1945-nucleotide messenger RNA. It is a transcript of the gene ChT, whose product is annotated as choline transporter. Gene Ontology annotation, molecular function: choline:sodium symporter activity. Lineage: Eukaryota; Metazoa; Arthropoda; Insecta; Diptera; Calliphoridae. The record is from RefSeq and is a predicted model, not a curated record. The transcript is spliced from 8 exons. Gene Ontology annotation, biological process: choline transport; transmembrane transport; acetylcholine biosynthetic process. The coding region runs from base 62 to 1945 and encodes 627 amino acids. Gene Ontology annotation, cellular component: plasma membrane.
UAUGUGUAAGCUCAUUUGUUUAGAAAAGGAAAACAAAACUAACAACCGUUAGACACACAAAAUGAUAAAUAUUGCUGGCGUUGUGAGCAUUGUGCUCUUUUAUUUGCUCAUCUUAUUUGUGGGUAUUUGGGCUGGUCGUAAAAAGGAAUCUGGCAAUGAUUCUGAGGAGGAGGUCAUGUUGGCCGGCCGUUCAAUUGGUCUUUUUGUUGGUAUAUUUACAAUGACCGCAACCUGGGUAGGUGGCGGUUACAUUAAUGGUACGGCUGAAGCCAUUUACACCUCCGGCUUGGUUUGGUGUCAGGCUCCUUUUGGCUACGCAUUAAGUUUAGUAUUUGGUGGUAUAUUCUUUGCCAAUCCUAUGCGUAAACAAGGCUACAUUACCAUGUUGGAUCCUUUGCAAGAUUCGUUUGGUGAGCGUAUGGGUGGUCUUUUGUUUUUGCCUGCCCUUUGUGGUGAAGUUUUCUGGGCUGCUGGCAUUUUAGCCGCUUUGGGAGCCACACUCUCUGUGAUUAUUGAUAUGGAUCAUCGUACAUCGGUAAUUUUGUCAUCGUGCAUUGCCAUUUUCUAUACACUGUUUGGCGGUCUCUAUUCGGUGGCCUACACGGAUGUCAUACAAUUGUUUUGUAUUUUUAUUGGUUUGUGGAUGUGCAUACCGUUCGCUUGGGCGAAUGAGCAUGUGAAGAGUUUGACAUCAAUGGAUGUCGAUUGGAUUGGUCAUGUGGAUCCGGAUCAGAGGUGGUUCUAUAUAGACUACGGAUUGUUGUUGAUAUUUGGUGGUAUACCGUGGCAGGUUUAUUUCCAACGUGUUUUAUCCAGUAAGACUGCAAGUCGUGCACAAAUUUUAUCCUAUGUAGCAGCAGCAGGUUGUAUUUUAAUGGCCAUCCCACCGGUAUUGAUUGGCGCAAUUGCCAAAGCUACAAAUUGGAAUGAAACCGAUUACACUGGACCGUAUCCUCUAACCGUGCAAGAAACUAGUAUGAUUUUACCCAUGGUAUUACAGUAUUUAACACCAGAUUUUGUGUCGUUCUUUGGCUUGGGUGCUGUUUCAGCAGCCGUUAUGUCCUCAGCAGAUUCGUCAGUGUUGUCGGCCGCGUCAAUGUUUGCACGUAACGUAUACAAGUUAAUAUUUCGUCAGAAGGCUUCCGAAAUGGAAAUUAUAUGGGUGAUGAGAGGUGGAAUUAUUGUGGUGGGUAUUUUAUCCACCAUAAUGGCCUUGACUAUACCCUCGAUUUAUGGUUUGUGGUCCAUGUGUUCUGAUUUGGUCUACGUCAUUCUGUUUCCUCAACUCUUAAUGGUGGUGCAUUUCAAAAAACAUUGCAAUACUUAUGGUAGUUUAGCAGCUUAUAUUGUAGCAUUGUUCAUACGACUGUCGGGAGGCGAGGCUUUACUGGGCUUACCCGCUCUAAUACAUUUCCCCGGUUAUGAUGAAGAAAAUCAAACUCAACUGUUUCCAUUCCGUACAAUGGCCAUGCUUCUAAGUUUGAUUACAUUAAUUUUGGUUUCAUGGUGGACUAAAAUGAUGUUUGAAUCUGGCAAAUUGCCACCUAGUUAUGAUGUGUUCCGUUGUGUGGUGAAUAUACCAGAGGAUGUGGUUAGAGUUGGCGAACCAGCCGAGUCGGGAGAACAGCUUUCUGUUAUGGCUGGACCAUUGGCACGAUCAUAUGGUGCCGCCACAAUGGCAGGCAAAGAUGAGCGUAACGGACGCAUAAAUCCAGCACUAGAAACCGAUGACGAUGAUCUUCCCAUUAAUGAAGCCAAGCGAUUAAAUCAACAAACGGCACAAGAACAAGUACAAAGAAUGUUGAGCAGCGCCACCGGACAAAACAGAAGAGACAGUGACGCUGAAGGUGGUGGCGGAGGCGGUAGCAAUAGUGGUAGUGGUUAUCAGGGUGGAGGAGGAGGUAUGGCUGUGCCAACUGCUGAGCAAGACAAUACUGCCUUUUAA